Dipodomys spectabilis (banner-tailed kangaroo rat) is the source of this 303-nucleotide messenger RNA. RefSeq names its product interleukin 36 beta (gene Il36b). Gene Ontology annotation, molecular function: cytokine activity. The record is from RefSeq and is a predicted model, not a curated record. NCBI's taxonomy places the organism in Eukaryota, Metazoa, Chordata, Mammalia, Rodentia, Heteromyidae. Gene Ontology annotation, biological process: inflammatory response to antigenic stimulus; positive regulation of T cell differentiation; positive regulation of gene expression.
CACUUAAUAGCAUGUAGAGAUACAAAAUUCCAAGAUGGAGAAAAAGAUAAUCUGGUUUUCCUGGGAAUUGAAGGCAAAAAUCUGUCUUUUCUGCACAGAAAUCAGGGAACACCUACUUUGCAACUGAAGGAGAUGUACAACAUGGUUGCAUACUGGAACAAAGCACAGAAGCUCUUUUACCACAGUAUGGAUGGCUCCACUGUCUUUGAGUCUGUCUCCUAUCCUGGCUGGUUCAUAGGCACCUACUCCACAGCAAGACACUCCAUCAUUCUCACCCAGGAAAAGGGGCAAAAUUACUAUUAA